Molecule: messenger RNA, 1434 nt
Organism: Ostreococcus tauri
Lineage: Eukaryota; Viridiplantae; Chlorophyta; Mamiellophyceae; Mamiellales; Bathycoccaceae
Product: Enolase, N-terminal
Exons: 2
Coding region: 1-1434 (477 amino acids)
Biological process (GO): glycolytic process
Cellular component (GO): phosphopyruvate hydratase complex
Molecular function (GO): magnesium ion binding; phosphopyruvate hydratase activity
Source: RefSeq, a predicted model, not a curated record
AUGAGCGUCCAGGAGUACAUCGAAAAGCACGACCUCACGCGUAAGGUUGAGGAGGCGCUGAACGCCGCGGUGAAGGCCAAGGCGGAUGAACCGCUCGCGUUCGUGAGCGAGUACAUGAAGAAGCGCACCGCGCCGGCCAUCACGAAGGUCGUCGGUCGCCAAAUCUUCGACUCCCGCGGUAACCCGACGGUCGAGGCCGACGUGUACACGCACAAGGGUAUGUUCCGCGCCAUGGUGCCGAGCGGCGCUUCCACCGGUAUCUACGAAGCGGUGGAGCUUCGCGACGGUGGCAACACGUACAUGGGCAAGGGCGUGCAGCAAGCCGUCAAGAACUUGAACGAAAUCAUCGCCCCGGCGCUCGUUGGCAAGGACCCGCGCGAGCAAAAGGCACUUGAUGACUUCAUGUGCAAGGAACUCGACGGCACGGAGAACAAGGGCAAGCUCGGCGCGAACGCCAUCCUCGCCGUCUCCAUGGCUAUCGCCAAGGCGGGCGCCGCCGAAAAGGACGUGCCGCUCUACAAGCACCUCGCCGACCUCGCGGGCAACGGUAAGUUGGUCCUCCCGGUCCCGGCGUUCAACGUCAUUAACGGUGGCUCCCACGCCGGUAACAAACUCGCCAUGCAAGAGUUUAUGAUUUUGCCCGUCGGCGCCAAGACCUUCAAGGAAGCCAUGCAAAUGGGCUCCGAAGUGUACCACAACUUGAAGUCUGUCAUCAAGAAGAAGUACGGCCAAGACGCGUGCAACGUCGGUGACGAAGGUGGCUUCGCCCCGAACAUUCAAGACAACAAGGAAGGUCUCGACCUCCUCGUUGAAGCGAUCGAAAAGGCUGGCUACACCGGCAAGAUGAAGAUCGGUAUGGACGUCGCCGCCUCCGAGUUCCUGACCGAAGACAAGCAAUACGACCUUGACUUCAAGACUGAGAACAACGACGGUUCCAUGAAGAAGACGGGCGCUCAAAUGAUCGACUUGUACCAAGAGUUCAUCAACGAGUAUCCGAUGAUCUCCAUCGAGGAUCCGUUCGACCAAGACGACGCUGAAAACACCGCGGCGCUCACCGCCAAGGGCAACUGCCAAAUCGUCGGUGACGACUUGUUGGUGACCAACCCGAAGCGCGUGCAAGCCGCCAUCGACGGUAAGUGGUGCAACGCCCUCUUGCUCAAGGUGAACCAAAUCGGUACCAUCUCCGAGUCCAUCGAAGCCGUCGGCAUGUCCAAGCGCGCCGGUUGGGGUGUGAUGGCCUCCCACCGAUCCGGCGAGACCGAAGAUUGCUUUAUCGCUGAUCUUGCGGUCGGCUUAUCCACUGGCCAAAUCAAGACCGGCGCUCCGUGCCGCUCCGAGCGCUUGGCAAAGUACAACCAGCUCCUCCGCAUCGAAGAGGAACUCGGCGACGCCGCCGUGUACGCGGGCGAAAACUACAAGCACAUUGCUUGGUAG